Messenger RNA from Alnus glutinosa, 1553 nucleotides. Its product is annotated as probable sugar phosphate/phosphate translocator At5g25400. The coding region runs from base 173 to 1222 and encodes 349 amino acids. Gene Ontology annotation, molecular function: antiporter activity. The record is from RefSeq and is a predicted model, not a curated record. Gene Ontology annotation, cellular component: Golgi apparatus; trans-Golgi network; endosome. Lineage: Eukaryota; Viridiplantae; Streptophyta; Magnoliopsida; Fagales; Betulaceae. The transcript has a single exon.
AAGGUUAAGGUUAAGGCCCAGGGUUGGGCAGAGGCAGUCAGCCACAUCCAAACCCUCUCUUCUCUUCCUAUUUUUCUCGUACAAAACAGCUGUGAGAUUCAGUCCCAAACUACCCAAGUCUCCGAUCUGAGCAUAUCCGAGAGGCAGAGGAAGAGGAAGAGGAAGAGCGAAAAUGGGCAAGGGCGGCGCGCUGAGCGAGAGCGUCGUGAAGAAGAUCCUGCUAUCCUACACCUAUGUCGGCAUCUGGAUCUUCCUCAGCUUCACGGUGAUCGUGUACAACAAGUACAUCCUCGACAAGAAGAUGUACGGAUGGCCCUUCCCCAUCUCACUAACCAUGAUCCACAUGACCUUCUGCGCCUCCAUCGCCUUCCUCCUCGUGCGCGUCCUCCGCCUCGUGGAGCCUGUCGCCAUGUCCCGUGAAGUCUACCUCUCUUCCGUCGUACCCAUCGGCGCUCUCUACUCUCUGUCCCUAUGGCUGUCCAACUCCGCCUACAUCUACCUCUCCGUCUCCUUCAUCCAGAUGCUCAAGGCCCUCAUGCCCGUCGCCGUCUACUCCAUUGGCGUUGGCUUCAAGAAGGAGUCUUUCAAGUCCGAAAUCAUGGCCAACAUGCUCUCCAUCUCGGUGGGUGUAGCCAUCGCCGCCUACGGCGAGGCCAGAUUUGACUCCUGGGGGGUUUUUCUCCAACUGGGUGCUGUGGCUUUCGAGGCCACCAGGCUCGUCAUGAUCCAAAUCCUCCUCACCUCCAAAGGGAUUACCUUGAACCCCAUUACCUCUCUGUACUACGUCGCGCCCUGCUGCUUGGUUUUCCUCUCUAUUCCAUGGAUCUUCGUGGAGUACCCGGUGCUGAAGGAAUCCUCUAGCUUCCACUUCGAUUUCGUCAUCUUCGGCACCAAUUCCCUCUGCGCUUUCGCUCUGAAUCUCGCGGUUUUCUUGCUUGUCGGAAAGACUUCGGCUUUGACCAUGAAUGUGGCCGGGGUUGUCAAGGACUGGUUGUUGAUCGCUUUCUCGUGGUCAGUCAUCAAGGACACGGUGACACCCAUCAAUUUGUUUGGCUACUUUCUGGCGUUUUUAGGCGUGGCCUAUUACAACCACUCGAAAUUGCAGGCUCUGAAGGCGAAGGAGGCGCAGAAGAAGUCUGCUCAGGCCGAUGAGGAGGCUGGAAGGUUGUUGGAGGAGAGGGAAGGAGAAAGUGUGGGAAAGAGGAGCGAAUCGCACGAUUAGACUAAUUUUAUUUUAGGAAGAGAAAAAACUAUGGAGGAAGAGUACGAAAAAUAAGAAGAAAGCGGUUUGUUGAAGCCUUCGGAUGAAUUUGCUAGCUGUGGCUGUUUCUUUACUAAUGUUCAGGGAUUUGAGAUUCGAUCUAUUGCUUAUAUUGCCAUUUCUGUAUCUUAGUAGAGAAAGCAUCCCAAAGCCCCCCCCCCCCCCCCCCCCCCCCCCCCUUUUUUUUUUUGGUUCCUGAAAGUUUAUUUGUCAUUACCUUUACCUCUGUUGUGUAGGAGCUAUUUCUUAUAAAUUUUCAGUAUGCUUAUUUAUUCAUAUUUGUUUCUGUUUA